Molecule: messenger RNA, 1579 nt
Organism: Ilyonectria robusta
Lineage: Eukaryota; Fungi; Ascomycota; Sordariomycetes; Hypocreales; Nectriaceae
Exons: 2
Coding region: 136-1497 (453 amino acids)
Biological process (GO): poly(A)+ mRNA export from nucleus
Cellular component (GO): nucleus
Molecular function (GO): protein binding; RNA binding
Source: RefSeq, a predicted model, not a curated record
GCUAACUCGAUGUAGAGCCAUUACGUCGGCGACUACGUUUAUAUAGGGGCGAGCGAGGCGGACGCCGAAGAGUUGAUCAAGCUGAACACCUUCACUUUCGCCGGCACGCCUUUGGAGGUUAUCCAAGCAACCGACAUGCCAGAAAAGGGCAACAGAGCGGUUGAAUCCAAGGACACGCAAGAGCUACGAUCCAGACUUCAAUCGAUUCUCAGCCAAAGGUACUUGGGCGACAACAAGCUUCUCAAACUCGAUUCCCUCGCAUCGGACACAGACUUGGUCAGCCUUGGCAUGUUUGACAACCGAGAGCGAGCUCUUAAGACAUUCAAAGGUCUCAUGGCCAUCUGUGAUGGUCUCUUCAAGACGGACAAAGAAAAACAGGACGCCAUUGAAAGCAUCAGUCUUGCCAACAACAACAUUGACGAUGUGGUCCAGGUUGAGGUGGUGGCCACAACCUUCCCCCAUCUCAAGAACCUCGAUAUGAGUGGGAACCAAGUUGCUGAUAUGCAACGCAUGGAUCGCUGGAAAGGGAAGUUCAAGCACCUUGAGACGAUAUUCAUGACUGGAAACCCCAUCGAGGUGGCCGAUCCGAACUUCCAAGUGACUCUACUUGAGUGGUUCCCAAAGCUGCAGAGUGUAAACGGACACCAACUUCGAACCCCUGAGCAGAUUGCAGAGAAGGAGGCUGCGUCGAGACCGAAGGCGAUCCCGCAAAACGGACCCGACUUCCGCGAUGUCGGCGGUGUUGGGGAGAACUUCCUCUUGGAGUUUUUUACCUGUUACGACAACGACCGACCCGGCCUCGUUUCGAGAUUUUACGACGAGGACAGCCAAUUCUCCGUAUCCAUCGAUACACGCUCUGUCAGAAAUGCAGACGCCCCCCCACCUAUGCCUUGGGCAUCAUACAUCAAACUAUCCCGGAAUCUAACCAAGAUCAACUAUCAAAACGCCCGAGUGCAGCGACUUUUCCAGGGUGCCAACACUAUUGGUGAUGCCUGGAAGACGCUCCCAUUCACCCGGCACCCCGACAUCAAACAGGAGCUGAGCAAAUACAUUAUGGACUGCCACCCGAUGCCCGGCUUGGUGGACCCCAAUGGCCAAAACUCGAUCGGAGUCGACGGUCUCAUCAUCGCAGUACACGGCGAAUUCGACGAACACGACCAGACGGCCAAUACAACUGGCAAGCGCAGCUUCUCGCGUACGUUUAUUCUGGGUCCGGGAAAACCAGGAAGGGGAAUAAUCCGGGUUGUGAGCGACAUGUUAUCCCUCCGAGCCUACAGCCCCCUUCCCAACGUCUUCGCAGCAUCUGUCCCGGAGCCAGCAACUCCAAACCAACACCAGGCGAUGAUUGCGGAACUCUCGAAACAAACCGGUAUGACGCCGCAAUACUCGGAAAUGUGCCUGACCCAAGUAAAUUGGGAGUUUGACAAGGCCUUGGUUAUCUUCAAUGAGAAGAAGUCACAACUUCCGCCAGAGGCGUUCGCCGUGGCUACUCAAUAAAGGGCAGGGUUUAUCUAAGAUGUUCGAACAUGGAGGGGCAGGGUCAGUUCUCAAGAAAUCUCCAAGCACAAGCCCGAUGGCA